Messenger RNA from Lactuca saligna, 1608 nucleotides. The record is from the annotation of a GenBank genome assembly. Lineage: Eukaryota; Viridiplantae; Streptophyta; Magnoliopsida; Asterales; Asteraceae.
AUGAUCAGGAAAACCCUUGAAAUCUUUUCUAACGCCACCCUAAAAACGCUUUCAGAAAAAUGCAAAACCCUAAACCAAUUCAAAGAAAUCCAUGCCCACCUUAUCAUAUGUCACCUGCCGGAAAACCCUGUUAUCAUCGGACCUCUUCUCUCAGUCCUGGCGACCUCCAACAAUGCUUCUUUAUUCUCCUACGCUCGUUUGAUCUUUCAACACCUUCGAUUUCGAAACACUUUCAUGUACAACACCAUGAUCCGAGGUUAUUUACAGAACAACGGUCAAGUUUUUGCGUUUUUCUGUUAUAUAGAUAUGUUAAGGUUGGGUCUUGUAGCUAAUAAUUAUACUUUCCCACCCUUAAUUAAGGCUUGUUGUUCUUGUUCGAGUUUUCGAAAUGCUAAAUUGAUCGGUUGUUCAGUUCAUGGGCAUGUUCUGAAAUUGGGAUUUGAAGACGACCAGUUUGUGGGUAGCUCGUUGGUUGACUUCUAUUCUGCAAAUUCAGAAAUUGGUAAUGCAAGAAUGUUAUUCGAUGAAAUUCCCAUCAAGGACGUGGUUCUAUGGACAGCUUUAAUCGAUGGGUAUGGUAAAAACGAAGACAUUAGCAAUGCCCGAAAGCUGUUCGAUGAAAUGCCUGAGAGAACAGUAAUCUCUUGGAGUGCAAUAAUGGCUGCAUAUUCACGUGUCAACGACUUCCACGAGGUGAUUUCCCUGUUUACAAAGAUGCAAAAUCUCAAUAUAAAACCAAACGACUCCAUUCUUGUCACUGUUCUCACAGCCUGUGCUAACUUGGGUGCACUCACACAAGGUUCAUGGAUCCAUCUAUACGCUAAAAAACACCACCUUCUUUCAAACCCAAUUUUAUCGACAUCAUUAGUUGACAUGUACUCAAAAUGUGGGUGUACAAAUUUAGCAUUAUCAGUUUUCGAAACAAUUUCUUUCAAAGAUACAGGAGCAUGGAACUCGAUAAUUUCCGGAAUGGCCAUGAAUGGUGAAGCAAGAACUUCCUUAAAACUUUUAGAUCAAAUGGUGUCAAUCGGGAUCCAACCAAGUGGGCCCACGUUUGUGGCUAUACUUUCCGGUUGUGCACAUGUGAAAAUGGUGAAAGAAGGGGUUGACUUGUUUGACCGAAUGGAAAAGGUUUAUAAAGUUGAGAGAAAAUUCGAGCAUUACGCGUGUGUGGUUGAUUUGUAUGCAAGAGCCGGGAUGUUGAAGGAAGCAAUGGAGUUUAUUGAGGUGAAAUUAGGGGGUGUUGGUGGGAGAGAUGUGAAUGUGUGGGGGGCGUUGCUUGGUGGUUGUAGGAGUUAUGGGAAUGUGGUGGUUGGGAAUGGAGUGUGGCGGAGGAUGAUGGAGAUGGGAAUCGGAAUGAGUGAUUACGGGGUUUGUGUUGUUUGUUAUAAGAUGUAUGUGGAAGCGGGGUGGAAACGGGAGGCGGAAGAGGUUCGGAAUCGGAUUAGGGAGAUGGGAAUUAGGAAAACUCCGGGGUGUAGCGUGGUGGAGGUUGAUGGUGUUGUUGAAGAGUUUGUUUCCGGUGGUGUUUGUUAUCAUCAUAAGGGAUUGGAAAUAAGUAAAAUGCUUGAUUUGUUGUUUAAUGUGGAUGCUCUUAUGUUGUCAUAA